Molecule: messenger RNA, 1083 nt
Organism: Fraxinus pennsylvanica
Lineage: Eukaryota; Viridiplantae; Streptophyta; Magnoliopsida; Lamiales; Oleaceae
Source: the annotation of a GenBank genome assembly
AUGGCGAAUAGAGGGUUAGUUCAUGCUCUAUGUUUUGUGAUAUUUUUUGUGAUCAGUGUAAAACAUGGUGCGCUGGAAUUGAGGUUUUCAAAUCAAUCAUCAGUGAAGGCAAUGUAUGUAUUGGGGGAUUCUUCUGUUGAUUGUGGAGGGAACACUCCAUUCUACAAUCUCAUACACCACAGUCUCUCCUUGUAUCCAUGCAAUGGCUCUGAUUCAAGUCUUGUUCCUCAUCUUCUUGCUAAGAAAAUGAACUUGUCAUAUGCCAUACCAUUUUACAGCCAAAAUGGAACAAUUCAUGACCUUCUAACUGGAGUGAACUUUGGGGCAGCACAUGCUACCAUCCUAUACGAGGGGAGUCGAGGUUACCAGUCUCUAAACCAGCAAUUACGCCAAACUUUUGAGACUAUUCAACUAUUACAGCUUUGGCUCGGCCAAGAAGUUGCCACAGAAUUCAUCGAAUCUUCCCUCUUCUACCUCUCAAUUGGAAAAGAUGACUUCAUCGACUACUUCCUUAAUAACUCAUCUAGGAUAAAUCCUAGAUUCAGUGGCCAAAACUUUACUCAUAUUUUGGUUAACCAGAUGACAAAUGCUAUCAGAAAUCUUUAUGCCAAUAAUGUGAGGAAGAUAGUAUGCGCAGGCAUUCUACCUUUGGGAUGUGCACCACGAAUGCUUUCUAUGAGCAAUGAUAGAAGGCGUUGCGCCAGUGAGGUCAAUAGGCUGGUAUUGGAAUAUAACACGAGGCUGGAGGAGAAGAUUGUUGCCCUUAAUGCAGAGUUAUCUGAAGCCCAUAUAAUCUUUUGUGAUGUUUAUCGAGCCAUACUGGAGUUCGUCAACAAUCCUCAAAACUAUGGAGUUAAGGAUGUACAUAACGCGUGUUGUGGACUAGGCAGGUAUCAUGAGAUGACUGGGUGCCUCUCUACGGACAUGGCUUGCAAUCAAUCCUCAACCUAUGUCUGGUGGGACUUAUACAACCCUACCCCGGCUGUGAACUCAUUGCUGGCUAAUUCAGCCUGGUCGGGCGAUCCAUUGGCUGCUACUUGCCGCCCCAUUACUGUUCAAGAGCUGGUGUCCUCUUCAGUGUAA